Messenger RNA from Macadamia integrifolia, 4502 nucleotides. RefSeq names its product protein Rf1, mitochondrial-like. The record is from RefSeq and is a predicted model, not a curated record. The transcript has 7 exons. Gene Ontology annotation, molecular function: protein binding. Lineage: Eukaryota; Viridiplantae; Streptophyta; Magnoliopsida; Proteales; Proteaceae. Bases 291 to 3281 code for a protein of 996 amino acids.
UAGGACAGAUCUAUCCAUCAAGAUGUCGUAUAGGAAAAUCAGAUUCAAAUAAAAAUAUCGAAAAAAAAAAAAAAUCGUUCAUGAUUCAUGGCGUAGCGGCGACAUGAAUUGUCUCAAAUCUCUAACCCUCCCGUAAAUCAGAUUCUAGCUUCGCUGUUGUAGUUGUAAUUGCAGUGGAACCCUCUUAUUAAUCUUCAGAAUCCACGAAAACCUUGUAGCAGUCGAAAGGAUUAUUCGAGAAAGAGGAGUUACUGAAGAAUCAAGAAAAACCCUCGUGUUUUGCAGAUGAAAUGGUGUUGAGAUCUGCAGUUUCUUCCCUUUCUUCAUUGUGUUGCUUCCACCGUCCUGCCACAACGAGUAUUAUCUCUCUACGAUUACUUCAUUCUUUUUAUGAGGAUUUAGCUGGAGUCAAUGUACUUGAUUCUGAAAUUAAACAGGAUUCUAACUCUGGUCGUCGUGAUCAGGUCAUCAAUUUUGAAGCUUUUGUGACUGAUUUGUGUCAGUCAAGUUAUGUCUGUUAUGAAGAUGCAUUGGGUUUGUUUAAUCAAAUGGUUGAGUUACGGCCAACGCCAUCGAUUUAUACGUUUAAUCUUGUUUUAAAAGCAAUUUACAGUAGUAAGCAAUACCCGACCGUGGUUUCUCUGUAUAGGAAGAUGGUUUCGAUCGGAAUCACGCCGGAUAAGUACACACUCACAGUUCUGCUUCACUGCUAUUGCCAUUUGAAUUUUGUUGAUAUGGGUUUUGCAGUUUUCGGAUGUAGGCUGAAAUGGGGUUAUGCUCCUGACACUGUAAUUUUUACGUCUCUGAUUAAGGGUCUCUGUAGUGGUGGCAGGAUGGUUGACGCAACUAGAUUGCUUGAGUGGAUGAGAGAGUUGGGUUGCCCACCUGAUGUAAUUACAUAUGGAUUUGUCAUUAACGGGUUUUGCCGAUCCGCAAAGACAGCUAUGGCUCUUGGGUUACUUAGGGAAAUGGAGCAGCUUGGAUGCAAACCAAAUGUGAUCGCCUACAACAUGGUUGUUGACCGUCUAUCGAAAGAUGGAUCAGUGAAUGUGGCAAUGGGGCUGUUACAAGAAAUGACACACAAAAGUAUUUCGCCGGAUGUCACUACUUACAGUUCUCUCAUUCAUGGUUUAUGCUUAUCAGGCAAUCAUAAGGAGGCCACUAGAUUGUUCUAUCGAAUGAUGCGUCAAGGAAUUCUACCUAAUGUGAUUACAUAUAACGUAUUGAUGCAUGCUCUCUGCAAGGAAGGGAUGGCACGAGAAGGGCAUGGCCUGUUGUUCGUGAUGAUUCGAAAAGGGGAAAUGCCCAAUAAGGAAUCUUAUAACACCUUGAUGGUUGGGUAUUGCUCAGUAGGUAAGGUAGAUGUUGCUGUCAAGCUUUUUGAUUCCUUGGUGACUAAGGAUUUUGAGUUGGAUGUUGUCAGCUAUAAUGCAUUAAUUAGUGGGUUUUGCUGUAGUGGGAGAAUAAAUGAAGCUGUGAAGUUGUUUGAGAAAAUGCUUCGCAAGGGAUUGGAGCCCACUGCUAUCCAUUACACCACUCUAAUGCAUGGAUUUUUUGAAGUUGGUAGAGUUGAGGAAGCACAGGCUCUUUUCAAUGAGAUGGUAGAUAAAGGGAUUUCUCCAGAUAUUGUCACUUAUAAUUCCUUAGUUCAUGGUCUUUGUGAUCUGGGUUCUAUGAAGAAAGGUAAAGAGUUUCUGCAUGACAUGGUUGAUAAAGGAAUUUCUCCAAAUGUUGUCACUUAUAGUUCUCUCAUACAUGGUUACUGCAAUUUGGGACAGUUGCAAGAAGCAAGUAGAGUUUUUGGUGAAAUGGUGGAUAAAAAAAUCCUUCCUGAUGUCUUGACAUUUAACAUAUUGAUGACUGGCCUCUGUAAGGAAAGGAAGACUAAAGAAGCACGCAGGCUGUUUCAAAUGAUGAUACAAAGAGGCAAUGAACCUGAUAGAGUUACAUACCAUAUAUUGAUAGAUGGAUAUUUUUUGGCUGGUGAAAUAGAUGAUGCCAUAAUUCUCUUUGAUUCCAUGUUGGCAAGAGGGCUUACUCAUGAUGUUAUCAGCUAUACUACAUUGAUAGGUGGCUAUUGUAAGAAUAGAAGAAUAGACAAGGCUGUACGUGUUUUCAAGGAAAUGUCCCAAAAAGGACUGAAAGCUACAGUUGUCACCUACAGUACUCUGCUUGGUGGAUUGUGCCAGUCUGGUAGGGUUGAGGCUGCACGUAAUCUCUUGAAUGAGAUGGUGAGUCAAGGGAUUUCUCCAAAUGUAAUCACCUACAAUUCAAUGAUUCAUGGACUUUGCAGUUCAGAUUUGUGUGAGGAAGCCAGGGAAUUUUUCAAUGACAUGGUUGAUAGAGGAAUUUCGCCUGAUGUCAUCACUUAUAAUCAUCUAAUUUAUGCUUAUUUCAUUUCAUGCCAGUGGGAAAAAGCCUCUAAAUGUCUUUUAGAAAUGAUGGUUCAUAGAAUUUGCCCAAAUGUUACAACAUUCAACAUAUUGAUGGAUGCUCUUUGCAAAAAGGGGAAGGUUGGAGAAGCACAUGCAUUCUUUGUUCGAAUGACUUAUAUAGGUGAGAAGCCUGAUACUAUGUCAUAUAAUACAUUAAUGAAUGGAUAUUCUUUGGCAGGCCAGGUGGAUGAUGCCAUAAAAGUAUUUCACUCUAUGCUGGCUAAUGGUCCCGUGCCAGAUUUUGUUACCUACCAUGUGUUGAUUUCUGGGUAUUGCAAGACUAAGAGAAUAGAUGAGGCUUUGAGGUUCAUUCAGGAAAUGAACCACAAGGGGCUGAAGCCCACAACUAGUGUAUACAAUAUGUUACUAUAUGGACUUUGGGAAGCUGGCAAAGUUGAAGAUGCACAAAAUCUAUUCAAUGAAAUGGUGCCAGAUGUUGUAACCUAUAACACAAUGAUCAAUGGCCUUUGUAAGAGGGAACUGCUACUAGAGGCCACAAGAUUGUUUACAGAAAUGGAAGAAAAGGGGUGCCUGCCAAAUACAGUCACAUUUAAUACCAUGGUCCAUGGUUUUUGUCAAAACAAUGAGAUCCACAAUGCAAUGAAAUUUCUCCAGAAGAUGGCAGAAAGAGAUAUUCCACCUGAUACAUGUACUGUUUCUAUUAUAGUUGAUUUGCUGUCGAAGGUUGAAAAGCAUCGAGAAUUAAAGGAAUUACUUAAAUUUUUUCCAAAGCAUUAUGGAGAUGUUACUAGUGUUUCAUCAUUAAUUUCAUCUAUCAAGGGGCACUUAAUGUUCGGUGAAGAAUUUGGUACAGUAAAGCAAUCAUCAGAUAGAUCCAUUGAGUAAAAGCAAUUUGUAUUCAUAAUGAGAUAGAAGCUGAAAUUGAGAAGUUUCCUUGAAAUUGCCACAAUGAGCACCGUCCAAGUGAGCAUAUCACUUUCAAUUUUAUAGACAUGAUGGCUGAAAUUUGACGUGAGCAAGGGACCUUGGGGUCUACCAGUCCAACAAAUUUGGAUCCUGUCCAACAUGUCAUUUGGCAGAUAUUGUGGCCAACCAGAUAAACCUCUCUCCAGGGAUGUAUUGACAGUGACGAUUGUGAGCAUGCUACUUUAUUCAGGGUAAACUUGUGCAUGUUGGAUGGGUAAUUCUGAACAUGAGGAAUUACAUCCUAAAUCUUUCCAAAGCAUGAUGGAAAAGUUGAUGUCAUUAGUGCUUCAUCAUUGAGUUCAUCUAUAAAGGGCCGCUUAAUGUCUGGUGAAGAUUUUGGUAUGGUACAGCAAUCACUGAAAAGAUAUGUGAAAUUUGAUGGAAUCUGGGUUGAGAAGUUCCCUUCAAAGUUGCUGCAAUGAGCACUGUCCAAUGAGCAUGUCACUUAAAUUUUAUGGACAUGAUUCGUUGUAUUGACAAUGAUGCUUGUGGGGGCUCCUUUUAUUCAGAGUUGUCAAAGCUUCAGGUGACGACACAAGGCAUUGGUCGGGGGUAAAAAUGCUAAGGUGACACCAGCAAGGCGCCCAUCCCAAAAAAGGAGUCUGGAUGCCUAGGUGACGCUUUGACAGCUAUGGUAUUAUAAGUUGUAUUGACUCUGGGAGAGUUUGGAUCCAAAGGCCUUCUCUGUCGUGACAAUCACAUUGAAGUUCAGGUCUGGUUCCUUGACUACCACCAGAACUCGGAUUAGAUUGGUUCUACAAGGUGAGUUUGUUUUACUUGAUAGCAGGCUGGGUUUUGCUGCCUUGUUUGGUCAAAGGUUGAAGAAGAAAUUAAGUUAUUCUAUUUUCAUUGGGGCUCCUAAUUCUUGAUAUUAAGAUAAAGCCCCUGAGUCCAUAUAUUUAUUUCAGUUUAAAUCUAUCACCAAUGUUUAAAGUUUAAGAGAUGUAUCAUGUCGUAUUGAAGAUACGCAAGAUACGCUAAAGAUACAUAUUGAAAUGGUGAAAAAACAAAUGCAAAUGCUUAGGAUACAUGCAAAUACAAAUUCGAAGCAUGAAACACUAAAUAAUGUAAAAUAUAUUUUGUAUGAAAAGGAGAACAAAGCAUGACGAGCUAAGUGCAUUCAGUUGAUUAUGUAUAAAA